This is a messenger RNA of Uloborus diversus, 1836 nucleotides long. Its product is annotated as protein RFT1 homolog. Gene Ontology annotation, cellular component: endoplasmic reticulum membrane. Lineage: Eukaryota; Metazoa; Arthropoda; Arachnida; Araneae; Uloboridae. The transcript is spliced from 14 exons. Gene Ontology annotation, biological process: glycolipid translocation; dolichol-linked oligosaccharide biosynthetic process. The coding region runs from base 205 to 1812 and encodes 535 amino acids. The record is from RefSeq and is a predicted model, not a curated record.
UGAGUGCAACUACCACCUGAAAAAGAAUAUAUGUUUGUUUGUUUAUGUGGGCAACCGGGAUUUUAAUUUUGCUCAAUUUUAUUGCUAUUUAUCUUAUGCUGAAAAACAAUAAGAAACAAUGGCUAUUGAUGACUACUGUUGAAAAUAUGGGUCUAUGAAUUCUGCCUGAUGUAUAGCUAAACAUUCAUCCAAUUUUGUUUGAUAAUGGAUGACACAUCUGCGGUAGAAGUUGCUGUGAAAUCAGCUUCUUACAACAUAAUUUUACAGGUGUUAAUGCGUGUUUUAUCAUCCGUUUCAAAUGCUGUUAUUCUUCGACUUAUCUCCAAAGACGAAUUAGGUGUUAUCAAUGUAAGACUUAUGCUGUUGUACUCAACAUGUCAUUGUUUUAGUCGAGAAGCUUUUCGUCGUUCUUGUUUGUCAAAAUUUGAUGGAAAAAAUCCCGAAAAACAAUUUAAUUUACUCUGGACCAUUAUUCCCACAAGUUUGAUUUGCUCCGCAAUACUGAGAUUUGUUUGGCUUUUUAUGUUAGAAACACCAGAGUCUCAUCUGGUCUCACAUUAUUCAACUGGUGUGAAUGCAAUUCUACUUACUGUGUUGAUUGAAAUCAUGGCUGAACCUGUGUAUAUUUUUAGCCAGAGCUUCCAUUUUGUUAAAUUAAAGAUAUUUAUUGAAGGUAUUUCUCUUACUGUGAAGAGCCUUGGUAUGGUUUUGCUAUUGCAUAUUUGGCCUUAUCAUGCCAUUCAUUCUUUUUGCAUUAGCCAGAUUCUUGGAGCAAUUGUAUACUCAUUUUCAUACUAUAUUUAUUUUUGGAAUUACUUUAAAAUGUUGAAAGAUAGUACCAAUCUAGUACCCAUCAACUCUGUCUGGAAUAUGUUUCCUAAAUUUUCCAGGAAUUUUGUAGAGUUAAAGGAUUUGUUUUUAACAUGGAGCUUUUUUAAACAUACACUACUGAAGCAGCUACUUACAGAAGGUGAACGUUAUUUGAUGACAUUUCUUAGUGUACUAAGCUUUGCUGAACAAGGUAUGUAUGACGUUGUGAACAACUUGGGAUCUUUAGCUGCUCGCUUUGUAUUACUUCCUAUUGAAGAAAGUGGAUACUUAUUAUUUACACAUUUGCUGUCUAGGGACAAGCCUGCUCAUGAACAAAAAAAUGCAUCUACCAGUCUUGUUGUUUUGAUAAAUCUUUUGAAACUGAUGUGCCUUUUAGGACUUGUCAUUUUGACUUUUGGAUUUUCUUACUCACAAUUAUUGCUUUUAUUAUAUGGAGGUCAAACUUUGAGUUCUGGAAUAGCAUUGACCUUAUUGAGGUGGCACUGUGUUUAUGUUCUUUUUCUUGCCUUGAAUGGCAUCUCAGAAGGCUUUAAGUUUUCCGUUAUGAAGCAGCACCAAAUUGACAGGUACAACAAAGUCAUGGUUUACCUAUCUGUUGGAUUUCUGAUUACUGCAUUCUGCUUAGUAAAAUUGUUUGGUGGAGUUGGAUUUAUCCUUGCUAAUUGUAUCAACAUGGCUUUUCGUAUCCAUCACAGUUUGUUCUACAUAAAGAAGUAUUUUAUGAUGUCAUGGACCCAGCUCUUUUCCAAGGUUAUCCCAAAUCCUGCUGUGAUGUUAAUUUUAGGAUUUUCGUUUCUUGUUACAUCCAUUUCUGAGGCAAAUCUUUGCUGUAGCAAGGGAAUUCAGUUCUGGAUUUGGCAUUUUAUCAUAGGCAUCUGUUGCGUUUUCAUCACACUUUUAUCUAUAUGGUUUCGAGAAAGAAGUUUAGUGUUAUUUAUUUAUGAACAAUGGCAAAAUAAAGCAAAAUCAAAAUCUAAUUAAUGUAAAUAUAAUAAUGAAGCUAUG